Molecule: messenger RNA, 3293 nt
Organism: Drosophila virilis
Lineage: Eukaryota; Metazoa; Arthropoda; Insecta; Diptera; Drosophilidae
Gene: tbrd-2
Product: testis-specifically expressed bromodomain containing protein-2
Biological process (GO): regulation of DNA-templated transcription; chromatin remodeling
Cellular component (GO): nucleus; chromatin
Source: RefSeq, a predicted model, not a curated record
AUUUUACUAAUGUACUCCACAGGCAAAAUCGAUAAAUAAUGAAAUCGGAAAAUUGAAGGAUGACAUCCGAAAUUAAAUCAAAUAUUUCAAGCAUAAGGUAUAACAAGAAGUCACAUUCUAGCUCAACGUUAGCAACAAUAAGAGGCACAAAGUCAAAGAAGAAAGGGACUUAAAGAAAACAACGCACACACACACACACACACACACACACAGACGCACACUAAUGCACAUUUUCAUUUUCGACUAUAAAAUUUAUUCGCAUUAAUCGCCGUCAAAGAUAAAAUUAACGAAAGAAUAGACAUGGUCAGGGUCAGGGUCAGGGACAGGGACAGGGACAGGACGAGGGACGGGAUACUUCUAGCCAGGGGACGGCAUGAUAAGGCAACAUUGACACCUUCAGCUGUAACUCAAAUGGGCACGAAUCUACCUGCCGAUACGCUGUUGGCAUUGCUGACAGUGCCAGCGACUAUCUAAUUGUACAGGACCAGACGCUCCUCAGACGUGAUCUGUGUGUGUGUGUGUGUAGGUGUGUGUGUGUGUGAGUGUGUGUAUGCCAGCUAAAGAGCAACAAAUUGGCAGUCUUCUUAGGCAGGACUGUACAUUACCCAGCGAUGCACUUGUCAUCGAAAAGAUGCCCAAAUUCCUUCUGGUUUCUUUAGUUCAUAUUUUUUGCCUAUUUUAAGCGAAAGGUAUCCAAUGUCCCGGCAGGGGAAGAGGUCUUAACAGAGGCGGGGCGGGAACAAAGUGGAGUGAAGCGUAUGCGUGUGUAAUUAAGUGUCGCAAAAAGACGCAGAUAGGAAAUGUACUGGGCGCUAACAUGUGAAGGUAAUCAGAGUCCGAUGGGGUCUGAGUGUAUGCGUGCGUGUGUGUGUGUGUGUGUGUGUGUGUGUAUGUAAAUAGGAAAAGCAUGUUGUUGUGCGCCAUGGUCGGCUAACAGGAUGGAAGCGCCGUGUCCCAUGCCAAGGCUGAGGGUGAUAAAAAUGUUCAUGUAAAUUGCAAAAAACAGUUUUUAUGUCCCAUUGCCGCAUUUUGGGAUGGAGGAGGAGUAAAACGAGACGGGCAGGCGGCUGCGUGUGAAGUGGUGCAAUAUAUUAGACAAGGGCGGUUGGAGCUGAAUGCUCCUCGCCAGUUUGGAUGAGGCUGAUGCUGACGCUUUGGCUGAAUGUUGAGUGGGUGGAUUGUGGGUUGCGUUGCCGCUUUGAAGUGUCGGCAAUGUUGGGCGUAGUUUUGGUUCUAUUUAUAACGCAUCAAUGUUUCUGCCCUUUGUGCCAAACUGAUGCUGUUAGUGAAGAGCAGCGAAUAUUUAACGCAUGCAUGCUACACAACACUACCAGCAAAGCGGUUAAAGUUGCGCAACACUACACAGCAAGUAUGGCCCUUGCUGUCAAAUUAUAACGAGAAGCUGUGUAUGAGAUAUUCGAGCAAAUUAUCAAAUGGGCAUAAGCCAAUCGGAUGUCAUAGAAUCUGGAAAGAUUAUUGCGACCUGUAGGCCCUUCGUUCUUAUCUUGUCCACAAGCUUUCCAGGAUUAUCAUACCAUACGAUAUGGCACUUUUAAUCAAACUGAAGAUUCCGAAUCGGGUGCAGCCGGAUGUGAUACCGCCGCCCGACUCAAUUGGCAUUUACUCAAACAAGAUGCACUACAUGAAGAAGCAUCUGCUCGAUGAGCUGAGCACGAAAAUGUUCGCUCUCGAUUUUAUGCAGCCGGUGGACUCGGAGGCUCUACAGGUACCCACAUACUACACAAUCAUCCAGCGUCCCAUGGACGUGGGCACCAUCAUCAAGCGCGUGCAGAAUCGAUAUUACCACAGCGUGGAUGAGCUGAUAGCCGACUUUAGGCUGGUGAUAAGCAAUUGUUAUACAUUUAAUCGGCCCGAGGAUAUGGUCUAUCGCAAUGGCCAGAAACUGGAGAAGUUUUUUCUUAAGGUGCUGAAGAAACUGCCAGAGGGCCUGGAGGUGGCCUGCAACAGGGAUCCCCGAGCAGUGUGCAGUCCGCGCAGCAGCGAAAAAGCCUCCGCAUUCACGGAGCGCAAGUGCCGCGAGCAGCUGAAGAAGCUGCAAGGUUCCAACACAGAGCAGGCCGAUGCGGAUGCUCGCGACUUCUAUAAGGAGAAGCUGAGUGCGGUUUCAAAGAAGCUGAGCAAACAUCAUUUCAAGACUCUCGAAGACUUCCACUCGCAUUUGGACGUAACCUUUCUGCAAUCGCGGAAUCAGGCAAGGAAAAUUUUCGAGAAUGCAUAUCACGAGACUCUCGAUAGCAUAUCCUAUCACAUGCAGAACAAGGAGCUGAGCCAGCUGUUCUAUGCCCUACAGAAGGACCAAAACGGUUUGAGGAGAGGCCAACAGCAAGGCAAACAGUCCAGGUGGGAGGAUAAUCUAAUGGACGAGCUCGAUGCUACUGUCGAUAGACUUGGCAGUAAGCUGGACUCGUGUCGCCUGGACGAUGAGGAGGAGGAGCCGGAUGAGGAUGAGGAGCAAGAAUAUAUGAAGGAGGAACAACUGAUAGCUGCAGAAGGGGAAGAGGAACGCACCAGCAACAGUCAGGGCCAUAAGCUUAGCUCGUAUAUGAACGGAUGUGGAGCCAAUUUACCUAGCGCCAAGGAGACAAACGAGUCGAUGGACUGCGUCAGCGAGGUGGAACGUCGGGCCAUUCAGCAACAGUUCGUAAUGCUGCCGCUGAACUCAAAAAUCGAGAUAAUGCACAUUAUUGCGCAAACCGAGGACAUAUCCACGGACAACUGUGACCUGCAGUGGUUCGACAUCAAAAACUUUGGCGCCGAGACUUUAAAUCUCAUGAAAAAAGCCAUGCAUCCGCACACCAAGCUCAAUCUGCGCAACAUGAAGCCCGACGAGAAGGAGGACCUGCAGCGCAGCCUCGAAAUGCGACUGCAGAAUAUAAACCAAGCGCUCAACGGCAACCGUCGCAAGUACACGCAUAGAAUGCGUAUUCGCACCGCCAUGCCGGCCAAGAAGAGGCCGCGCUUCUCUGCCCCGAGCACGUCGAAAAAGAAUUCCAGCGGCGCCUCCAGCUUACAGCAGCAGCAGCAGCGACAGCUGCAGUCAGGUGUUGGCUCCUCCAAAUCUGGACUGGGCAGGCAAUUGCAAUCGCAGGACAGCAGUAGCGAAAGCGAUUCAAGCAGCAACAGCGAUUCCAGCAGCAAUAGCGACUCCAGCGACAGCAGCGACUCCUCCAGCGACAGCGGCGAGGAGGCCAAAAAAAGAGGCUCAUUAUAAGAGAAAUGUACACAUUUGCAUUCGAAUUAAAAUAAACUGCCAGAUCCGACAUGCCCGGUCA